ACAGUCACUGUGACCGAGAGGAGAAAUGGAGCAGAACCAGCUGGACCGAGAAACCUUCUCCUGUUCGAUCUGUCUGGAUCUACUGAAGGAUCCGGUGACUAUUCCCUGUGGACACAGCUACUGUAUGAACUGUAUUAACAACUUCUGGGAUGAAGAGGAUCAGAAAGGAAUCCACAGCUGCCCUCAGUGCAGGAAAACUUUUAUACCGAGGCCUGUCUUAGAGAAAAGCGCCAUCCUGGCAGCUUUGGUGGAGCAGCUGAAGAAGACUGGACUCCAAGCUGCUCCUGCUGAUCUCUGCUAUGCUGGACCUGAAGAUGUGGCCUGUGAUUUCUGCUCUGGAAGAAAACUGAAAGCCAUCAAGUCCUGUUUAAUUUGUCUGGCCUCUUUCUGUGAGAAACACCUUCAGCCUCAUUAUGAUGUGGCUCCAUUAAAGAAACACAAGCUGUUGGAGCCCUCCAAGAACCUCCAGGAGAACAUCUGCUCUCGUCAUGAUGAGGUGAUGAAGAUGUUCUGCCGUAAAGAUCAGAAGUGUAUCUGUUAUCUCUGCUUAAUGGGGGAACAUAAAGGCCACGACACAGUCUCAGCUGCAGCAGAAAGGACUGAGAAGCAGAGAGAGCUGGAGGUGAGACGAGAAAACAUCCAGCAGAGAAUCCAGGACAGAGAGAAAGAUGUGAAAGAGCAAAAGGAGAAGGUAGUGUUCAUAAAUCGAUCUGCUGAUAAAUCAGUUAAAGCAUGUGAGAAAAUCUUUAUUGAGCUGAUCCGUCUCAUCCAGAGAAGAAGCUCCGAUGUGAAGAGGUUGAUUAGAACAAAGCAGGAAACUGACGUGAAUGAAGCUAAAGAGAAUCUGAACAAGCUGGAGCAGGAGAUUGCUGAGCUGAAGAGGAAAGACGGUGAGCUAAAGCAGCUCUCAAACACAGAAGAUGACAUCCUGUUCCUGAAAAAUUAUUACCCCGAGCCAAGCCUCACCCCCAAAAUGCUUGAACUGAAACUGCCCAAUUUGUACAAAGUAGGGUAUCUCAAUGAUAUAAAAACAGCUGUUUUAGAAGCUGAAAGGGUGGUUGAGGAAAUUGUGACCAGCUGGAUGGAGAUCACUCUGACAGAGAUUGAGAUAGAUGGUUCAUCAUCAACUCCUGCAGAGGUGCGUAUGAACAGGAAGGAACUCUUGGUGCAUUUACAAGAUUUAACACUGGAUUCUGUGACAUCAAACAGGUACUUAUCUGUCACAAAAAACAGAGCAAUUAAAAAUGAAAAAGCCCAAUGUGCUGACAGCUCUGAACGGUUUAAACGUUUUCAAGCACUGAGCAAAACGACUCUGAGUGGAUCUUCUUAUUGGGAGGUGUCUAAGUCUGGUAGAUGCUCAGUGGCUGUUGUAUCCAAAGAUAUCAGCAAAACAGGCCGACCAAAGGAAUACACAUUUGGACUCAAUAAAGACUCCUGGGCUCUGGAGUGCUGCCAACUUUUCUACAUAUUCAGACAUGACAAUGCUCUGACACUGAUCUCAGGUCCUGGUUCCUCCAGAGUAGGAGUCUACCUGGAUCACAGAGCAGGUAUUCUGUCCUUCUACAGCGUCUCUGAAACCAUGACUCUCCUCCACAGAGUCCAGACCACCUUCACUCAGCCGCUACAUGCUGGGAUACAACUGUAUGAAAAUGGAGACUCAGCUGAGUUCUGUGGACACAUAUAGGUCAGAAACCACACAAUUAUUAUUGUGUAGAUAAGAUCAACUUUAUCAUCUCCAUAGGGGGAACUUAAUUAGUUUCAGCAGCCCGACGGGGUAAAGCCGUGGCUUUAGUAACGGAUUUUUAUUGAGUAUAAAUAAAUAAUAGGAAAAAUAUUGCAUAAUCAUAAAUAAAAAGGGGAAAUUUACAAAUAAUAUAUAAGAAAGAGUUGAGAAAGUAUUUUUUGUAUUGCACGCCUAAUGUCAGCAGCCUGAAAGUCAUCUAGAAGUUUGCUCGUGUGAUGCCAUCUUCGCGCUUUUGAGCACUGCACGCAGUUUUUCUUACUUUCCAGGCUGUUGCGUAAAAGCUCAACACGCACAGAGAAAAAGAUGCUUUGAUCUGCAGCAACAUUCUUCAAAGUAUGUGUAUUUGGCAGGUGAUCCAGGAAAUAAUUAACCUUUCAACACUCAUCUAUUCUCUUCCCCAAACUGUGAGCUGUGCGCUCGGCAGCACUGCGUUUUUUUUCUACCUUUUUUUUCCCCCUCCAUUUUAUGUUAGUUGUUUUGCUAAAUAUGAUAACUUUAUACAAGCAUGCAAUCCCAGGGAAAUGCUGGCAGGUGAGUGCGAGUCAAUAUAACUUAGAUAAAGUAGUAAAACAACUGCUGAGUAAAAAUGAAAAAGCAAAUGAAAAAUAAUGAUGAUGUAAAUAAGGCCCGUUCAAACAUUUCGAUGCUGUGUGACAAAAAAUAAAGUUUUGUCAUCAUGACAACGAUUUCUUAAUCCAGUCUGAUCGGUUAAUUUAACUAGGACCACAUUUACUCUGUUUUUCUUUUAUUGUACCAUCAACCAAUCACAGCUCUUAGAAGAUAGUGUCACACCUAGCAAUGCGGUCAACCGCACCUCCUCACAAAGGUAAACAUUUUCUGUCGUUUCCUUACUCAGAGUCGCUUUCAACAGCGUCUGAAUUGCUAUUAAACAGAGAUUCCUAGGUAGGAAUUUUUAUGCUAGUAUAAAAACUUUCUAAGAAUCUUUGUGAAUUCGGGCACUGGACCUUAACAGAACCUGAAUUCACAAUCUGCUCUCAACCAGUUCUAGGUUUCUGUUUAAAUUAACUUUAAGAAGCUGCUCUGGUUCAAUAAAUGUUUACUUGAACAGACAAUUUUGACUUUAAAUAACAUUUUAGACAUUAUCAGGCAGCCAUUUGUUUGUUAAUGAUUUAUGUUAACCAAUUGGGGGAGUGGUGGCCGAGUGGUUAGAGCAGCGCGCUUGCAUUUUGAGAAGGUUGCAAGUACC
Molecule: messenger RNA, 2951 nt
Organism: Fundulus heteroclitus (mummichog)
Lineage: Eukaryota; Metazoa; Chordata; Actinopteri; Cyprinodontiformes; Fundulidae
Product: tripartite motif-containing protein 16-like
Exons: 1
Coding region: 26-1684 (552 amino acids)
Molecular function (GO): zinc ion binding; protein binding
Source: RefSeq, a predicted model, not a curated record